GGUACUUUCCAACGAACCCCCAGCACGACACAAACACAACACAAGCACACUCCUUCCCCGAAACACAGUGUCCCCGACCGGGAGCGAACCGGCGAGAUGGAACCGGAAACGGAGGAUCCGGCCGCCAACGAGGUCGACGGCGCGGACGGCGGCGGCGAGGACGCCAGGAGCGGCGACGAGGCGGAGGCGGCGGCGGCCGGGGGCGGGAACGACGGGAGCGGGAGCAGCGGCGGGAAGGCGGGGAGGGACAGGGUGAAGGGCCCUUGGUCGCCGGAAGAGGACGCGAUCCUGAGCCAGCUCGUCAGCAAGUUCGGGCCGCGGAAUUGGAGCCUGAUCGCCCGCGGGAUCGCCGGGCGAUCCGGCAAGUCUUGCCGCCUCCGGUGGUGCAAUCAGCUCGACCCCGCCGUGAAGCGCAAGCCCUUCACUGAUGAGGAAGAUCGGAUCAUAAUUGCAGCCCAUGCGAUUCACGGGAACAAGUGGGCAUCUAUAGCAAGACUUCUCCCAGGGAGAACAGACAAUGCCAUUAAGAACCAUUGGAAUUCCACCCUUAGGCGCCGGAGCACGGAACUCGAAAAGAUUAAGGUGGAAGGCAGUAACACAGUUGACGAUGCUAGCUUGGACAGAGUAAAAGCAUCAUCUGAAGAAACACUUUCAUGCGGAGAAGCAAAUUCACCUAAGUCUUUGGAGGGAAAGGAUGUCAGUUCUCUGGAGAACACAAGCAACCAAUAUGAAGAAAAGUCAAUGCAAAAGGAUCAGUUCAAUCAUGGACCGAAGGGUCAGCCUACUCUCUUCCGACCUGUUGCACGCGUCAGUGCAUUCAAUGCGUACAAUCGCUCGGAUGGUCCACAACCUGCAUUGCCAUUUGUGGGCUCAGUUCCUGCUUCGGAACACAUUGGUCAAGCGUUGAAACAGGAUCAUGGUUUCUCUAGGUUGCUCAAUGACGUCUAUGGUGAAAGAUUGGUGCCUCACAAUUGUGGUUAUGGUUGUUGCGAUGGUAACAAUGCUGCUGGUGCUCAGAAUUCCUUACUGGGCCCAGAAUUUGUGGAGUACUUGGAGCCCCAAUCUUUUCCAAAUUAUGAAUUGGCAUCGAUAGCUGCAGAUAUAAGCAACCUCGCAUGGCUUCGUAGCGGACUGGACAAUAACAGUGUAAGGACAAAAGACGACAGAGCUGGGCAUUAGAUCCCCUUGAUUCCUAGGUCAGAUUCCUCAGGCAUCUGAAGGCCACACAAGGCUUCAUGAAUAUGUUAGGAAAGAGUAGAGAAAGAGGAACUAUUUUGAUAUUGAAGAGGGAAACGGCAAGUCAAGGAACAUGACAGUGAAUGCACAGUCAACCUCGGGCUAGUGGGUUUUAUGCUAGGACCGGCUAGAUUCAGCUAAAAAUUAAACAUUGAAAAGAGUACAAAAUUGGCUGUUGCAAUUUUUAUACCGGAAAUUCAAGGAAGCCCUUAUUUUAUUUCAGUAUGAUGUAGGACGUAUUGUAGGUGCUUUUUGGUAUUGUUGGACCUCCUUUCCCGAAAGAGUACUUGAGGGCUGAAGGGACCAGGAGUCGAUACUGGAUAAACUCGUGUAUGUUUAUUCUCAAAGGCCCUAGAAAAAUGAGGCAAGCACAAAAAUUUUCAAAC
This is a messenger RNA of Eucalyptus grandis, 1622 nucleotides long. Its product is annotated as transcription factor MYB1. Gene Ontology annotation, cellular component: nucleus. Gene Ontology annotation, biological process: regulation of DNA-templated transcription. The record is from RefSeq and is a predicted model, not a curated record. The transcript is spliced from 2 exons. Lineage: Eukaryota; Viridiplantae; Streptophyta; Magnoliopsida; Myrtales; Myrtaceae. The coding region runs from base 97 to 1179 and encodes 360 amino acids. Gene Ontology annotation, molecular function: DNA-binding transcription factor activity, RNA polymerase II-specific; RNA polymerase II cis-regulatory region sequence-specific DNA binding.